Camelina sativa (false flax) is the source of this 396-nucleotide messenger RNA. Lineage: Eukaryota; Viridiplantae; Streptophyta; Magnoliopsida; Brassicales; Brassicaceae. The record is from RefSeq and is a predicted model, not a curated record.
GGGAACAGUGAGUUAGGUUUAACAUCGAGGAUCGAAGAGUUGAAGAGCCAGUUGAGAAAUUUGGAAGAAGAAAUUGGUUUCCUUCGCGCAAGAAACGCGGAAUUGGCUAAAAAGUAUGAAGUUAAGAGAGUAGAGGAUGAAGAGCGAGUUAAGGGACUGGUGGAUCAGGUAAAUGGUAUGAAACGUGAGCUUGAAUCAUCCCGGAGGCAGAAAGAUGGAUCUGAAGCAAAGUUGGAGAAAAAAGUUGAAGAAGUUACAGAGACAGAGAUGCAACUGAAGAGUCUGAAAGAAGAAACAGAGGAGGAGAGGAACAGACUGAAUGAAGAGAUUGAGUAUCUUAAAGGAGAAAAUGAGAAGCUGCAUACAAGAAUCGCAGAGCUGGAUUCAUUGAACAUG